Molecule: messenger RNA, 2442 nt
Organism: Acanthamoeba castellanii str. Neff
Lineage: Eukaryota; Discosea; Longamoebia; Acanthamoebidae
Product: serine/threonineprotein kinase
Exons: 14
Coding region: 1-2442 (813 amino acids)
Biological process (GO): protein phosphorylation
Molecular function (GO): protein kinase activity; ATP binding; protein binding
Source: RefSeq, a predicted model, not a curated record
AUGGACAUGGAAGAGGAGGGAGAAGGCGAGGCGACGACGGCCCAGAGGAAGGGGAGCAUAGCGCCAGGGGAGAAGCAGCCGUUUGCAGUGCAGAUGACCGCCCCCUCGGGGGUGACGACGGAAUUGGAGAGCGGCGUCACGGUGCUGGGCCGUGGGGCCAAGUUCGGCAUCACCGACCGACGCGUGAGCCGCAAGCACGCCGAGGUCACUGUCUCCAAAGAGACGAACACCGUCACCCUCAUGUCGUCGGGUGUCAAUCCAUCGUUCAUCUAUCGCAAGAGCGAUGGCCCCGAUGCCAGGCCCGAGGUCGUGAUGAAGGGCGAGCUCAAGAUGCUCAAGAACGGGGACCGCGUGUCGCUCAUUGAGGGCCUCCUGCUCUUCACCUUCGCCAUCACCGAGGAGGAGGACGGCGAGGACUCGGCCAUCGAAGACGAGUUCGACCAGGACGCCACCCAGCCCAACGUCGACUUCACCAGCAGCCUCGACGCGGCCGGCGGCGAAGGUGGUGGCGGCGGCAUGCCGUCGCCGCUGCGCGCGGCGGGCAAGCGACCACGCGGCACCGGCGUGCCCAGCUCGCCCGGGCGGCCGAACAAGAAGGCCAAGCAGCUGGAGGACGCCUCGCUCUCCUCGCAGGACUGGGACUCACAGAACUCGGACAACUCUGUCGAGAUGCCCGGGCUGCGCGGGGCGAAAAUCGAUGCGAAGGACCUGCGGUGGAUUCGACCGAUCGGCCAGGGCAGCUGCGGCGAAGUCUACGAAGCGCUGUGGCGAGGCACGCGAGUCGCCGUCAAGAAGGUGUUUAGGGGAAUUUUGGAAAACGACGCGCUGAAGGAGUUCAAGGCAGAGACACACAUUCUGCGGCGGCUGCGACAUCCCAACGUCAUCCUGUUCAUGGGCACAUGCACCCAAAAGCGGGAAAUGUGCAUCGUCACCGAGUUCAUGUCGCGCGGCAGCUUGAACCUUCUGCUCAAGGACGAGAGUGUUGAUCUGGGGUGGGAUCUCAUCGUGAAAAUCGCAAUGGAUGCGGCGCAGGGCAUGAAUUACCUCCACACGUUCGACCCACCGAUCAUCCAUCGCGACCUCAAGUCGCACAACCUGCUCGUCGACCAGAACUUCAACGUCAAGGUGACAGACUUUGGGCUGGCGCGAGCGAUGAACAACGACGACAUUGCGAGCACAUUCUGCGGCACGAUGCCCUGGACGGCACCCGAGAUCUUCAACGGCUCGGGCUACACCACCAAGGCCGACGUAUUCAGCUUCGGAAUUGUGAUGUGGGAGCUGAUCACGCGCGGGGAGCCGUACGAGGGCAAGUCGAAGCCGCAGAUCAUCGUGGGCGUCAGCAAGGAGGGCCUGCGACCCGACAUUCCGCCCUCGUGUCCGCCCGACUUUGCGCAGCUCAUGCGCGACUGCUGGGAGCAGGACCCCGAGCGGCGACCGCGCUUCGCCCAGGUGCUGGAGCGCCUCGAGAAGAUGCAGCCGCCGCUGCCGGCCAACACCAUCCCCACGAUCAACGUCGCCCUCAGUCCCAACGCCAUGACCGAGAAAUUUAAGGCCGUCACCGAGCAAACGCCGGUGGGAAUGAUGCACAGUUGGGAGAUCGAGGGGUCGGAGCUGGCCUUUUCGGAGGAGGUGGGCCAGGGCGCGUCGGCCCACGUCUUCAAGGGCAAGUACCGCGGCCAGCAGGUGGCCAUCAAGGUGCUCAAGGCGACGGUCAACCCGGAGGAGUUCAAGAAGGAGUUUGAGAUCAUGAGCGAGAUCCGCAGCCCGAUGGUGGUCUUCUUCUACGGCGCCGUGACGCGACCCAACCUCUCCAUCGUCACCGAGUUCCUUUCCCGCGGCUCCCUCUACGACGUCAUGUCCUCGCCGGAGGUGAGUUUCACGUGGGAGUUGGCGAUCAAGCUGGCGUUGGAGGCGGCCAAGGCGGUCAACGCUCUCCACUGCUGGAAACCCUGCAUCGUGCACCGUGACCUCAAGAGCCCCAAUUUGCUGGUGGACGAGAACUACAACGUAAAGGUGGCCGACUUUGGUCUCGCGCGGUUCAAGACCACCAAGAACGAGGCCUCGCUCGCCAAGCUACGAGGCACGUACGUGUAUGCGGCGCCGGAGACGUACAACGGGCAAGGCUACACCACCAAGGCCGACGUGUACAGUUUUGGAAUUAUUUUGUGGGAAAUGGCCAUGCGCGUGAUCACCGAGUCGUAUCAGAGGCCGUUCGCAGAGUACAAACACCUCAAGUUCGACUUCCAGAUCAUCAUCCAGACCGCCAAGAAGGGCCUACGACCGACGCUGCCGGAGACGUGUCCCGUCAAGUGGCGAGAGCUCAUGACGCGAUGCUGGAGCCACGAGCCCGACGCGCGGCCCGAGUUCGAGGAGGUCAUCGACCUGCUCGCCGAGCUCAAGGCCAACCCCGAGCUCAGCAAGCUCAGCACCGAGGCGCCAUGA